GGCAUUACUAGGCCAUGUCAAAGAUUAAAUAUGUAUACUAUACUAUAGAAAGAGUAUAUUUAAUCUUUGGCCAUGUUCUAGUCUUGCACAUGACCAUGUCUACCUAUCCUAUAGGAAGUCAAAGCCACAAAUCAGAGUUUCAGAGAUGUCUAGUAACUAUAGACUCUAGUUUCGAAGCUCGACUGUCGAACCAAAGAACACUGUGUCGAACAUUUGCAGUGAAUAUAGUUUUGAAAAAUUAUUUACAUAUACCUAUACUGGUUAAUUGUCAUCUUCUUAAGAUGUAUCUCGGAUAAAUGGAGUCCAAAAGAAUUGUUUUGAAUUAGCAGUUUUAAUUGACGUCGCUUGUAGUUCUUUUGUAACGUCAAAAACAAAUAAAAAGUUUCAGGAAAAAGGAAGUUCCUCCGUCAUUUUGAAAACAAAAUGUAAUUUUGGCAUUUAACAAUUUUGUCUAAAUCCAGACAGUGACAAGAACCAGUAUUUUAGCAAUAGUUUUUAUUAAUCAAUUUAUUAAUUAAUGUUCAUUGAAGACAUGAAUGUAGAAGAUGAACCAAAUUACGAAGACUCAGGAAACGAAACCAGCGGAGACGAUGUCGAUUUUGCAAUUGAUGUUGAUGCGUCUUCCCACAAAGAACUACAAUGUUACGAUGAUGAGUAUCAGUAUGAAGUAUUGUCCACAGAUGAUAUAGUCACACAUAUGCAAACCUGCAUUAAAGAAGUAAACACAGUGGUUCAGAUUCCAGCCACUGUAACCAGAAUCCUCCUAAAUUAUUUUCACUGGGACAAAGAGAAGCUGAUGGAGAAGUUUUUUGAUUCCAAUCAGGAUGAGUUGUUUAAUGAAGCUCAUGUUAUUAAUCCAUUUAAGAAAAUUACUGCAGUCAAGCCAAAAAUGUCUCUGAAAGUGUCAGGGACGGAGGAAUGUGAUAUUUGCUUUAUGGUUUUUGCACCUGGACACAUGACUGGCUUGGAAUGUGGCCACAGGUUUUGUUAUCAAUGUUGGAAUGAGUAUUUAACCACCAAAAUAAUGGAGGAAGGAGUCGGGCAAACAAUUGCUUGUGCAGCACACAGUUGUCCAAUACUUGUUGAUGAUGAAACUUGCAUGCGACUUUUAAGAGAUCCAAAAGUUAAAACUAAAUAUCAACAUUUAAUAACAAAUAGCUUUGUUGAGUGCAAUCGUCUUUUGAGAUGGUGUCCCAGUCCUGACUGCAAUUAUGCAAUAAAGGUUUUGUAUGUGGACUCUAAACCAGUUUGCUGUAAAUGCGGUCAUGCGUUUUGUUUCUCUUGCGGUGAAAAUUGGCAUGACCCUGUAAAAUGCUUUCUGUUGAAAAAAUGGAUAAAAAAGUGCGACGACGAUUCGGAAACAUCGAAUUGGAUAGCCGCAAACACGAAAGAAUGCCCGAAAUGCAAUGCCACAAUAGAAAAAGAUGGUGGUUGUAACCAUAUGGUGUGCAAAAAUCAAAACUGCAAAGCCGAUUUUUGCUGGGUAUGUUUAGGGCCUUGGGAGCCCCAUGGUAGCUCGUGGUAUAAUUGCAACAGGUAUGAUGAGGACGAAGCUAAGGCGGCUAGAGAUGCCCAGGAACAAUCCAGAGCCGCCCUACAGAGAUACUUGUUUUAUUGCAACCGUUAUCUAACGCAUAUGCAAUCAUUGAAGUUUGAACACAAACUGUAUGCAGCUGUCAAAGAUAAAAUGGAGGAGAUGCAACAGCACAACAUGAGCUGGAUUGAGGUGCAAUUUUUGAAAAAAGCCGUGGAUAUAUUGUGCCAAUGCAGGCAAACUCUGAUGUAUACCUAUGUGUUUGCUUAUUAUUUAAAGAAGAAUAACCAGUCUGUGAUAUUUGAAGAUAACCAAAAGGAUCUUGAAAGAGCCACUGAAUUGCUUAGUGAAUACCUGGAGAGAGACAUAACACAAGAGAACUUGGUGAAUAUCAAGCAAAAAGUGCAAGAUAAAUACAGAUAUUGUGAUGGUAGAAGGAUGGCUCUUCUAGAUCACGUCCAUGAAGGCUACGAGAAAGAAUGGUGGUUAUACAGUGAUUAAUUUUGAUUUUUUAGGGACUAUUACUGUAUUUGGUAUAUUUUUCACUAAAUCUUAUUUAUACCAAUACAUAAGAUAACUUGAUAACAUUAUAUUUAUUCACUUAAUUUAAUUGUCCAACCUCAAUGUAUUGUUCUAAACUUUACCCUGGUUUGGAUUUUUUGGAUUCAGGCUCAUCAUUGUCUGCUUGUGGUUUUGGUUGGCUUUUUUUGUAGGCAGGUGUUAUCCAGUAUGGAUUCUCCUCAGCUUCCUUGGCAAAUUUCAGAAUGGCUUCUCUUGGGUCCUGGUCAUCAUCAACUCUUUUGCUAAGACCCAGGUUUCUUAUAACAAAGCUGCUAAGGGUGCCACCGCUAGAAGCCACCCUUCCACCUUGAC
This is a messenger RNA of Brassicogethes aeneus, 2407 nucleotides long. The record is from the annotation of a GenBank genome assembly. Lineage: Eukaryota; Metazoa; Arthropoda; Insecta; Coleoptera; Nitidulidae.